This is a messenger RNA of Aspergillus niger, 3447 nucleotides long. RefSeq lists its product as uncharacterized. The record is from RefSeq and is a predicted model, not a curated record. Gene Ontology annotation, molecular function: protein binding. Gene Ontology annotation, cellular component: cytoplasm; nucleus. Lineage: Eukaryota; Fungi; Ascomycota; Eurotiomycetes; Eurotiales; Aspergillaceae. Bases 1 to 3447 code for a protein of 1148 amino acids. The transcript has 3 exons.
AUGGUGUGGCAUCUAUCGCUUAUUGCUAUACUAUCAUUACUUCCCGGUGCUUUGGCCACCGGCUGGGAUGACUUUGCAGACGACCUUGCUACAGACUUGGCGCCUCUAAUAUCCCUUUUUGGUGAACGACUUAGCAAGCAGUUCUUGUCUGAAUCAACCAGUAUCCUAGAUAACUUCCUCUUCUCUGUGGCCCCUUUGGGGAUCUUGACGGCUGUGGUUUCCGUCAUUCGUGUUUCCGGGAACUCGUCUCUUCGCGCGUUCAUAGGAAGGGCUCAAGAGGGCCCUGGUGAAGCUGAAAAUGAGCUCUUGUCUUGUGUUUCUGAGACAACCGCGGAGAUGUUUAACAAUGGAGGAAUCUCUAGAGUAUUUGGAAGACCUCGGUUGCUAGAGGUUAUUGCCUGGGAGGAGACAGAUCCUCAGACGAAGGAGCGCUCCUAUCGGAUUGGGACUCUACGCGAUGCCCUCCGUGAGGGCGCUUGGUUGGCGGGCAAAGGAAGUUGGAUUCUCGAUGAGAAGGAAUAUUUGCCUGAGCUCGACAUCCCGAAUCUGUCAUUGAACAAAGGAAUUGAGAAAAGCAGCCAGGGCUGGUUCUAUGCUGCUGCGGUAUUGGGGCUAGGCCUGCAAGUUGUACAAUUCAGGAAAGACGGAAGCCUUGUCGUCAGCUAUGCUUUUCCGCUGUUUUCCCUUGGGUCUAUCUUUCUCUGCAUCGGAAUGUUCCUGUGCGCCUUCAUCAUUGAGCGCUCAUCCACCGAAUGCUACAUUAGACCUGCAAAACCCAGCAAGAUUUACUGGUUACAGCCCGGUGGGCAGGAUGUCGGUGACCAGGUCUUCGGCGCUUUUCUUGGUGUCAGCGAGGGACCUAAUUCCAAGGCGACUGAAGACCUCUUGUAUAUUAAAUCAGUCAGGAGCCCUGAAAUUUUUGGAAAAGGUCCCUUGCUGAUGUUUACUGUGGUUAUUACCCUUAUUGGGUUUGUCAUCCAGUUUGUCGGUAUCCGAGGACUGCAUGCCUCUGUGGUUCUGGCAGAAAUGGGCGCUACUCUCCUAAUGUCCAUCGUCAGAGCCUGCCUUCGGACCAAGAGGUCCGGGUCAGACGAGAACCGCCUAACAGCUCAAGAACGUCAUCUUGUGUCUUAUAAUGAGCAAGAGCUUGACUGCUUCGCGUUCCAUCUUGAGCAAGUCAGAUCAUUUGGUUUGGUCUCGAGCCAGCCACAUAGAUCUCGAGCUCAGUCGACAACUUCGUCAGCUGCUGCAUCAACACAGACUCCAAGUAAGACACCCGGUCUUGGAACGAAACUUAUAACGACAAGGGCUCAACUAGCCCGCCUUACAUCUAACCCCGACAAAGAGUCUAGCUUAGCUUGGAAUGGUCUGCCAAUCAGGCAGAGAGCCCAGAAGCUGGCGGACACGAUAGAAAGAACGAUGGACUUGUUAUCAGGUUGGAAGGACGUGACUGGGGAUACCGUUAGCUUCGACCUCAUGCUCACCUGCCAAUCUCUCAACAAAGGCGUUUUCAAUCCUGCGCUGGAAACCUACACCAUCAAGCUCCAUAGAUCGGAAGAUACGCUGUUAUGGAAAAUUGAUGAGACCGAGCUCGAGGCAGUGCUAGGGCUAUGGACUUGGUCACUUUUGAGGUCAGAUUCGAAAUGGCUCCAGACCGGGCUUGAUCGCGCUGUAGGAUUGACCAAGUCGGAGGCCAUGGCAGAAGAAACAGACCUUUAUUUCCACAAAUGGAUUUACCGCCAUACGGACGCGAGGAUGGCUUCAUCCAAGACCGUGUCAUUUGGCAGCGAACUCUUCGGGCUCUAUUCCGAUAAGAAUCCUGGCAACAAGGAAAUACUUGUCGUGAAAACGCAGAAUAAUCUGGAAACCAUGGCUGCUCAGGAUAUUUACAUUCACUUCCUCAGGAGCGUCCUUCAAGACUUUGAAACAAUUGGCAGCGACGUGGAUGUGCGUUCAGGCUCACAAAACGGCUAUAUCGCAUACAGCAGCCGCAUCGACGAGUUAGUGGCUUGUUUUGAGUCAGGAAACCUUGGUUCAAGAGAAGAUGCCCUACUAUGCAUCGUUCCGGUCUUGAAAGCUCGAAAGCUUCUACCAGAGCUUGCGGCAGACUCGCACAGGGUGAGGGCGCAGAUUGAGAGGUUCAUUUCGAAUGAUGAAUGGUCAGAAGCUUUUGCCAUUGUUCGAUGGCUCUGUGAGCGUUCUGAAGGCCAAGAGUUCGAGCGUUCUGUCUAUGAGCUUGGCUACCUCUGUCAGCGUGCAAUUCAACAUAUUGAGGAUGCAGUCCGAAAGGAAGGACUAGACGUGUUGCUCUCUCUCCUACAGGGUGAUCUCAGGUUGACAUAUUUCAAUGGUAUAAAAAGCGUUCGACCGGUGGACUGGAUGAAGUCCCGUCACCAGCAGGCUUGGUGGAGCGAAUUUUCUCGGCAGCUCGGGUAUAUUACAUGGCACAUUUCUAACAAUAAAGUCGACAGACACCAGAUGAAGGCAUCUAUUGAGUCUGUAGCUAACUUUGAAGACUUAGGCUUACCAGUUCCUGGUUGUGAUGACGAGCAGAAUAAAAAGAAGUGUGCUGAGCAAACCAUAUUGGGAUGGCUCACUCACGGAGCGGACAUCAUGUUCGAGAGACAGGUUCCUGGAUGUGAGGACCAACUCUGUCUUGAAUGGGUCAUUCAAAAUGGUCAACUUGCUAUCUGUCACUGGCUCUUAGUCAAAUGGGCUGAGGUUGGGCAGCACUACGGGGCGAUGGCACAGAAGGCUUUCGUAUUCGCAGCAAGAUGCGGAGCAGACUCAGCAAUACAAACACUCAUCCGGCACGGUGCAAACAUCAACAAUCAGGAAUAUGAAGGAUAUACGGCCUUGUAUGAGCUCGUCGCAAACCAGGAGUUUGAGGCAACAAGGAGACUGCUAGCCAACGGAGCAGAUGCAGACCUGGGCAUAAAGUCCAGCGGUAUAGCCCCACUCGGUAUAUCUGCCGGUCAGGGGGAUGAGCGCAUUACUCGUUUGCUCCUUGAUCACGGAGCAAAGAUCGACCGUCAAGACAGGCAAGGUUUUAGUGUUCUACACCUUGCUGUUCGCCACGAUCAAUUGGCCAUCGUACGUCUGCUUCUCGACAGAGGUGGAUACAUUGAUAAUGUCGCAGGAGAUGGCAGGACACCUCUAACUCAUGCUUCAUCGGAUAAUCAAAAAGAAAUGGUCGAGUUGCUCUUAAACUAUGGAGCAAGAGUUAACGUUCAAGAUGAUUGCGGCUGCACACCAUUAACUUUGGCUGUGUACAACUACGCGUCAGUGGAUAUCAUCCGCCUAUUGCUGGAUAAUAAGGCCGAUAUUUAUCAAACGGACAAUAACGGCAUGAAUGCUCUUGACGAGGCCCAUCAAAGAAACCGCUUAGAUAUUUUAGCUCUCUUGGAAGCCGCAUCUAUGGCCGGAAACUCGCAGACGAGUACAUAG